Clonostachys solani is the source of this 726-nucleotide messenger RNA. The record is from the annotation of a GenBank genome assembly. NCBI's taxonomy places the organism in Eukaryota, Fungi, Ascomycota, Sordariomycetes, Hypocreales, Bionectriaceae.
AUGGACGCCAUUGAAAGCCUUCUUCGUAGGGCUGAGGGGCAAGGGGUCAAAAUUUCUGGUAUUAAGCCGAUUGCCGUCCCUGGCCGUGGAAUUGGGGUGGUGGCUAUUCAUGACAUCAAAGAAGGGGAUGCCAUCAUGACCGUACCGAUCGAGGCUAUUCGCAGCCUUCACACGAUCCCGGAAGAUAUAUCUUGCCAACUUUCACCAGAAAUGACGAUCCAUGGCCUUUUGGCUGCCGAGCUUGCACUCCAUCGUAAUCCUACGGCAGACUGGGCUGGUUUGGUACCACAAUGGACAGAUUUUGAAGCCACCGUCCCGAUGCUAUGGCCCGAAGAACUCCAACUGCUUCUCCCUGCAGAGGCCAAGAGAAUUUUGGCCAAACAACUCGCGAGAUUCAAAAUCGAUUGGGAUACGUUCAGAAAGGGCUUUCCGAACCAAGAUCGGCGAGAUUACCUGUAUGCCUGGCUGCUUGUCAAUACAAGAGCAUUUUAUUUCGACAUGAAUAAUAUGAUGUCAUACCCGUGGCACGACCGACUGGCGUUACUUCCGGUUGCUGACCUCUUCAACCACGCAAAUACAGGUUGCAUUGUAUCACUUAUGACGGAACACUAUAUCAUUACUGCAGACCGCCCUUAUCGUGCUAGUGAGGAGAUGUGCAUAUCAUAUAGAGACCACUCCAACAACUAUCUAAUAUCCGAGUACGGAUUUCUAUUAAGAGACAAUUAG